ACUCUUAAUUCUCCUAGUAAAACACGCACUCAGAAUCCAGAAAUUGAUUCUGGAAUAAUACAGUGGGGUACACCAGAAGUAACCACCACGACAACAGUCUCAGAUUCAAGUGCAAUGGACUGGUCUGCACCUGUUAAUCGAGCAGAGGAAGAAUUGGUGUUGGAUUGGGGCGGCAAUGAUGAAGAUCCAGACACUGAAGACAGCAGUGAUCAGGGACUGAGUAUGAAGCCUACUCGUUCAGAUAGUGAUGCAGAAGGUAAAUGGACAUAUCAUCAU
This is a messenger RNA of Gryllus bimaculatus (two-spotted cricket), 276 nucleotides long. The record is from the annotation of a GenBank genome assembly. NCBI's taxonomy places the organism in Eukaryota, Metazoa, Arthropoda, Insecta, Orthoptera, Gryllidae.